UGGAUCGACACCCUGACAAACUCACUGCGUCUCCAAUCCGACGCGUCUCAUCCCUUCCACAAAGAUCCCUACGCCCUGCGCUCCAUCACCAUCCAAUCCUACGACCUCUUCGGCCCAAGAGUAGGCUUCAUCAAGCUCACAGCCACAGUCUCCAACGGCGCCGGCGAGACAUUACCAGCCGCUGCGCUUCUCCGCGGUCCCAGCGUCGCCAUGCUCUUCAUGCUCGUCCCAGAUGAUGUACCGCCAGAGUCGGAUGAGCGGUACGUUGUUCUUACGGUGCAACCUCGUGUUCCGGCUGGGAGUCUCGGGUUUGUAGAGUUACCCGCGGGAAUGGUGGAUGACAUGGGGAGUUUCAAGGGUGCCGCUGCGCAAGAGAUACAAGAAGAGCUCGGCGUAACCAUUCACGAGGAUGAACUAACAUCCCUAAGCGACCUCGCAAUUCCCAACGGCGACAACACCGAAGGCCUCGCGAAUGCCAUGUUUCCCAGCGCGGGAGGUUGCGACGAGCACAUUACCAUUUUCAGCCACGAGCGCAGGAUUCCCCGUGAGCAGCUGAAGGAAUGGAGUGGACGUCUUACAGGGUUGAGGUCUCAUGGUGAAAAGAUUACGCUCAAGGUUGUUCCUAUGAAGGAUGCUUGGAGGGAGGGUGCUCGUGAUGCAAAGUGUUUGGCGGCGCUUGCUCUCUGGCAGGGACUUCGUCAGGAGAAGAAGGUGUAA
Molecule: messenger RNA, 717 nt
Organism: Fusarium vanettenii 77-13-4
Lineage: Eukaryota; Fungi; Ascomycota; Sordariomycetes; Hypocreales; Nectriaceae
Exons: 1
Biological process (GO): ribose phosphate metabolic process; nucleoside phosphate metabolic process
Molecular function (GO): ADP-ribose pyrophosphatase activity; ADP-glucose pyrophosphatase activity
Source: RefSeq, a predicted model, not a curated record